Colletotrichum lupini is the source of this 1095-nucleotide messenger RNA. RefSeq names its product cytidine and deoxycytidylate deaminase zinc-binding region. The transcript is spliced from 3 exons. Gene Ontology annotation, molecular function: catalytic activity. Bases 1 to 1095 code for a protein of 364 amino acids. The record is from RefSeq and is a predicted model, not a curated record. Lineage: Eukaryota; Fungi; Ascomycota; Sordariomycetes; Glomerellales; Glomerellaceae.
AUGUCCACAGAACCCCCCCUCCCAACCCGCGACCCAAAAACCGUCCUCGCCUCCCUCCUCACCCUCACAGAAACCCGCAUCGUGCCCCUAACAGCCCGCGGCGUCUCCUCCGGCUCAAAGCUCUUCGGCGCCGCAAUCCUCUCCUCUGACGACGCCCUCACCCCCUACACAGUCUCCACAAACGACGAACGCACCUCCCCCCUCCUCCACGGCGAAAUAAACUGCAUCCAAACCUUCUUCACGCGCGACUUCCCCGACCCCUCCGCCCGCCCCUCCCCGCGCACCGACUGCGUCUUCUUCGCAACCCACGAGCCCUGCUCCCUCUGUUUGUCGGGCAUCGCCUGGUCCGGCUUCCGGGAGGUGUAUUACCUCUUCACGUACGAGGACAGCCGCGACCUGUUUGCGAUCCCGCACGAUAUCAACAUCUUGCAGCAGGUCUUUCGCGUGCCGGGCGAGGGGGAGGACGAGAGUGCGUUGGGGAGACGGGAGCUGUAUAACCGGACUAACCAGUUCUUCACGGCGCGGAGUUUGGGGGCGUUGGUGGAGGAGAUCAAGGAUGAGGGAGAGAGGGCUCAUUGGCAGGAGGAGAUGGAGCGCGUUAAAGGGUUGUACAACGCGUUGAGUGAGACGUAUCAGGAGGGGAAGAAGGCUGGGGCCGAGAGUUCGAGCGUGUGGAACUAUAACCUCCCAGCCACGUCCAUCAUAUAUACUAUUCUCGAAAGCAUCGAGUCAUUCCGUGGGCGAGACCUCCGCAACGGCAAGGGAAGGAAUCGGUGCCGCAUCGAUCAACGUCGCAUGGCAUACGGCACUCGCCGCCGGGAGGAAGAGGGGGGCCAGUUCCCAGGACCGGCCGGGCCACCCGUGGCCGUGGCCCGUACCAAGGCAGCAAGAUCCUGCACCUUGAACGGCCGCAACACCUACGAUCCCUCGGCCCCCGAAGCUGAACCUCACCCGCCGUUCUUCGCCGGGCAGAACAUCGUCCGCGACGCAACGCACUGUGCUGGCCAAAGUAUGCCGACGAUCCCACGGCGGUUACGGACCAAGCAGACGAAGGCGGAAAUGCAGGCGCGGGGUAAAGCGGACCAGGGCGUGUAG